Messenger RNA from Amphiprion ocellaris (clown anemonefish), 1158 nucleotides. RefSeq lists its product as uncharacterized. Gene Ontology annotation, cellular component: plasma membrane. NCBI's taxonomy places the organism in Eukaryota, Metazoa, Chordata, Actinopteri, Pomacentridae. The transcript has 4 exons. Gene Ontology annotation, biological process: cell surface receptor signaling pathway. The coding region runs from base 4 to 1158 and encodes 384 amino acids. The record is from RefSeq and is a predicted model, not a curated record.
CAAAUGAUGUUGAAUUUUCUUCUCACAGGUGAUUGCCAGGAUGUGAUCCAGCACCCUGACAUCAGCUGGAGCUUCGUUUCCCAGCAUGCAGAGAUGAACUGCAGCCACAAAAAAGAUGCUGGUCACAACCAGAUGUACUGGUACAGGCAGCGUCCAGGGGAGACCAUGAGCCUCAUCGUCUAUACUGUUUAUGGUGGGCAGCCAGACUACGGUGGAGCCUCUCAAACCAAAUACACAGCCAGCAAAGAAAAAAUCGACUACGGGGCUCUAACAGUGAAAGACUUGCAGCCUGAAGACAGCGGAGUGUAUUUUUGUGCCGUCAGUGUUUCUCUGGGUGUUGAAGUUCACCAAACUCCUGCAGAAGUUCUCAGAAAACUUGGAGAGAAAGUCCAGCUGGUCUGCAGCCACAAUAAAACCGACUACACUCUCAUGCAGUGGUACCAGAAACCCGCUGGAGAACAAGCUCUGAAGCGCAUUGGACACGUGUAUUACGGCACCAUAGAACACGAGAAGCCUUUUGAAAGCAACUUUAACAUCACUGGAGAUAUGAGCGGAGAAACGGCAAAGAACGGUUCUCUGUUUAUAGCCGACCUAAAGGCAGAUCACAGUGUUUGUCUGACUGUGGAGGUCCGCCAGUCUCCCUCCGAUAUCAUCACUAAACCUGGAGACAAAGUGCAGGUUUUCUGCAGCCACAAUGAAACGGACUACAGGCAGAUGUUUUGGUACCAGAGGUCACCUGGAGACACAGCCAUGAAACUCAUCGGAUAUUUGCGCUACAAUGAUGCCACUAUGGAAGAGACAUAUAAAGGUCUCUUCAAUAUCACUGGAAAACUGGGUGUUAGUCUGGGUGUUGAAGUCCAUCAGUCUCCUUCUGAUUUCAUCACAAAACCUGGAGAAGAAGUGCAGAUUUUCUGUAGCCACGAUAAAACUGACUUCAGGCUGAUGCUUUGGUACCAGAGGUCACCUGGAGAAACAGCCAUGAAACUUAUCGGAUAUUUGUACUACAGUGAUCCCACUGUGGAAGAGAAGUAUAAAGAUAAUUUCAACAUCAUUGGAGAUUUGAGAGGCAGUUCAAAAAAGAAUGGCUCUCUAAAGAUCCAAGUUGUUGGACCUGAACAGGGAGCAGUUUAUUACUGUGCAGCCAGCAAAGCACAGUGA